This is a messenger RNA of Sphenostylis stenocarpa, 909 nucleotides long. The record is from the annotation of a GenBank genome assembly. NCBI's taxonomy places the organism in Eukaryota, Viridiplantae, Streptophyta, Magnoliopsida, Fabales, Fabaceae.
AUGGAUAACGAAGAAAAAUAUGAUGGAUAUAAGACCAUAGAAGAACCUUUCAUAGAGUUGAACAAGGUGGAUCGAAGGCAUGGAAAGAGGCCUCUCCCUUCUGAUCAUGCAUCAAGGGAGAAAAGGGAAGGUUUCAACUUCCCUACCCAACAAGGGGAAGAAGCUUCUUCAUUCCCCUAUGUACAUCCAAUCAAUACUGGUCAUGAUAGCACCCCUACACCAAUCCCACAACAUGGCCAAAUAACCACUUCUAGCUUGAUUGAGACUCAGGACCCAUCUCAGCAGCCUUUAAAUGAAGGGAGAAAAAGACACUAUAGAGGAGUUAGGCAGAGACCAUGGGGGAAAUGGGCUGCCGAAAUCCGGGACCCUAAAAAGGCUGCUAGAGUGUGGCUUGGCACGUUUGACACGGCAGAGGCUGCAGCUGCUGCUUAUGAUGCUGCUGCGUUGAAGUUCAAAGGAUCCAAAGCUAAACUCAAUUUCCCAGAACACGUUCUUCUUGCUCCAAUACCACCAACACCUUCACCUUCUAUUCAAAAUAUUAACUACAAUAAUAGUUAUUAUGCUCCUUCUUCACCUCUUGCACCAACACCUUCACCAGUUUAUCAACCACAACCCUUGUUCUCACCAUCACAAGAAGAAGGGUUCCCAAAUCUAAUGCAGUACGCCCAGAUUCUUUGGAGUAGGGAUGAUGAUGAUCUACAACGUGUUGCUUCAGGCCUUCACCCCCACCACCAUCAUAAUCCCAAUGAGUCAUUCCAUGAUUCGAGUUCUUCAACUUUCUUCUCAUCCUCGUCCACUUCUGUGACUGAGUCUGAUCAACAGAUUGGAGAUGACACGAGUGGAUCCAAGGAGGGAGAGUAUUAUGGUUCUUGCUUUUUUAGAGGGAGUGAUUUUCAUGGCAAGAAUUGA